AUGACCGGAGGAAAGGCGGUUCAAGUGGUGUUCGCCGCCAACAAUAGCGCAUAUAGAAAGCGCAAAAGAGCACACCGCGCAUGUGAACAGUGCAAGAGCAGACGGAGAAAGUGUCCUCCACCAUUCGAAAAUCACGAGCGUUGUGCAAGCUGUGCUCAGGACGGCAUUCAUCUGGCUUUGAUUGAUUCCGAGGCUCCACAAACUACUACAUGGCCAUCAGACGAACCCCGCAACGACAACGAAGAUCCUGCCGAACAGAAUACAAUCACUGAUAAGAAUCCACGGUUUAUCGGUGAUCUUAAUCCAGAAUCCGUAUUCUUGACGGCCAACGAUAUUGAUUCCGCUUCGAGGUCUGAGGUCGCAACUGACCGCAACGAGGUGGGCGUUUGGGUCUCACAAUCACCUGAACCCCUGCUCAGGCACAAAGGAUUGAAGCGGCGUUUUCAAGACCAAGAGAGCUCUAAAAAACCUACCGCCGUAGCUCCAGCUGCGGAAUGUGGACCUGAAAAGCACUUGGAAGCAUAUCUUUCUUCGUUAAGCGCCUAUGCACUUCCGACUCGGUCCUGUAUGGAAAUACUGCUCGGGCUGUAUUAUAGUUCAAUUCAUCCUUUAUUCCCGAUAAUCGAUGAUGCGACUUGUGUGUUGUUUAGAACCCCGGACAAGAUUCCGACUGUGUUACUACAAAGUAUACUACUUGUUGCCUCUCGACACGCUGAUGCGGUAGCGCAUUUGCGCUUAUCGGCGUCCGGUGAACUUCUGAAACCUUCCGAAUUUUCACUGCGUCUUGAAACACGCAUCAAAGCAUUGCUAUACGCAGAUGAUGAGCGUGAUCGUAUGAACCUCGUGCGUGUAUAUGCACUAUUAUCCCUGGGCGGAGGAAACGAAUCGAGCCGUAACUUAGCUAUGGCGAUCCAUCAUGCACACUCACUAGGUCUACAUAUCAGGAAUUCCAGAGCUGAGGAGUUAUGGUGGUGUCUAUGGACGUUGGAUAAACUUCAGGCUGCCAUGAACGGGAGGCCUAUCUUAGUGAAACUGGAAGACGUAAGCAUUGAUCGGCCCACCAAACUUAAGGGUGGAAGGGGGGCAGGAUUCCGUAUUAUGGUUAAGCUCGCCGAGCUUCUGGAGUCAGUCAUCGCCCUGUAUCGCCCUGGGAAUGAGAGGGAUUGGGAACACCCGUUUCCAGAAUUUGAGACUCAUUUACAAGAUGAGGAAGUGCCGGAAGGAGGCCAACUAGUUAUUCUCAAAUUAUUUUACUACGCCAUCUCUAUACUCUCUCACCGCACACGUACUCAAAAUCAAACUCACAGUCAUUCGUACACUCGUCGUCUAAAUGCCGCAAGGAACGUUAUACAAAUUUUCGGCGAAAGUAAAGGACCACUCCCACCGACCCCCAUAUUGCCUUAUGCACUAUCGCUUGCCUUAACAACCUUUUAUGCACAAGUACGUGAAGGUCACGGUAAAUGUAUUUCAGAAUAUACCUAUUGUAUUGAAAAACUUACAUACUACGGCGAAUGGUGGUGGGUCGCGGGUGCAAUGGCAAAAUUGGGUAUUCGUGCGAUCAACAGUUCAGGGCAAAGAAGAGCAGUGGAAGAAAAAGAAUGUGCUGCAGUGCUAUCAAGCUUGAAGAGUACUGGAGACGACCCAAAGAACGCAUAUAGCGGUGCCCCCCGAGAAAGGAUAGCUGCGCACAAAGCUAUUGCAUCAGGGCCCGCAAGAUCAUCGCCGCCUUCGACAUCGCCGCUAUCGACAUCGCCAGCAUCAACCCCACCUGGAUCGAAGCGUCGAAUCAUAUAUUCUGCAACGCCACCGUUACUAUCAAUGUCCCCGAUUGCCGAGAACGUACAGAUUACGCCGUAUACAACAACCUAUGACCAGGGCCUGUCCAUGGGGCCGCCAAUAAUGCCCCUACGUCCUUAUGUGGCGUCUAAUUCUCAAUUCUAUGAUGCCGAAGGGUUUCACGGCGUAGAUAUAUUUCUACUCGAUCAAUUCUCAAACCCAGGUAAUCCAUUGGAUUUUGGCGGUUUUGACCUAGAUUCAGGUACCUGGUUGGGCAACAACGAUGGACUUCAGCCGUCAAAUUAUGGCCUUGAGGAGGGUUGGAAUAAUCGAAAUGAUGGGCCGCCACCACCGUGGUCUGGGGGAUGA
Messenger RNA from Morchella sextelata, 2145 nucleotides. RefSeq lists its product as uncharacterized. Lineage: Eukaryota; Fungi; Ascomycota; Pezizomycetes; Pezizales; Morchellaceae. Gene Ontology annotation, molecular function: zinc ion binding; DNA binding; DNA-binding transcription factor activity, RNA polymerase II-specific. The record is from RefSeq and is a predicted model, not a curated record. The transcript is spliced from 5 exons. Gene Ontology annotation, biological process: DNA-templated transcription; regulation of DNA-templated transcription. Bases 1 to 2145 code for a protein of 714 amino acids.